Messenger RNA from Ochotona curzoniae (black-lipped pika), 1819 nucleotides. It is a transcript of the gene MFGE8, whose product is annotated as milk fat globule EGF and factor V/VIII domain containing. NCBI's taxonomy places the organism in Eukaryota, Metazoa, Chordata, Mammalia, Lagomorpha, Ochotonidae. The transcript is spliced from 9 exons. The record is from RefSeq and is a predicted model, not a curated record. Bases 4 to 1299 code for a protein of 431 amino acids.
AGCAUGCAGCACGUCCGCCCGCUGGCCGCGCUGUGCGGCGCGCUGCUGUGCGCCUCGGGACUCCUGGCCGCCUCGGGUGACUUCUGUGACUCCAGCCAGUGCCUGAAUGGAGGAACCUGCCUGCUGAGUCAGGACAGCGCCCCUUUCUUCUGCCUCUGCCCAGAGGGGUUCACUGGCCUCACCUGCAAUGAGACUGAGCGAGGUGCCUGCUCCCCCAAUCCCUGCCUCAACAAUGCUGCAUGCCAGCUCAUCAGUGACUCACACCGAGGGGAUGUCUUCACCAACUAUGUCUGUGAAUGCCCUCGGGGCUACGUGGGCACACACUGCGAGACCCGGUGUGCCAAGCCACUGGGCAUGGAGGGUGGUGCCAUCACUGACUCCCAGGUCUCCGCUUCCUCUGUGCAUGUGGGCUUCCUGGGCUUGCAGCGCUGGGCUCCUGAGUUGGCCCGGCUUCACCGCACUGGCAUCGUCAAUGCCUGGACGGCCAGCAACUAUGACAGGAAGCCCUGGAUCCAGGUGAAUCUGCUGCGGAAGAUGUGGGUGACGGGUGUGGUGACACAGGGUGCUAGCCGCGCUGGGAGCGCUGAGUAUCUGAAGACUUUCAAGGUGGCCUAUAGCCUGGAUGGACGCAAGUUCCGGUUCCUCCAAGAAGCAGACGGGACUGAGGACCAGGUGUUUGUGGGCAACGUGGAUGGCAGUGGGCUGAAGGUGAAUCUGUUCGAGUCCCCCAUAGAGGUGCAGUACGUGAGGCUGUUCCCUGUGGCCUGGCACCGUGGCUGUACCCUCCGCUUCGAGCUCCUUGGCUGUGAGCUGAAUGCAGGAUGCUCAGAGCCCCUGGGUCUGAAGGAUGGCUCGAUUCCUGACAAGCAGAUCACGGCCUCCAGCAGCUACAAGACCUGGAACUUGCGUGCCUUCGGCUGGUAUCCCUUCUAUGGACGGCUGGACAAGCAGGGCAAGUUCAACGCCUGGACUGCCCAGAGCAAUGAUGCCUCUGAGUGGCUGCAGGUUGACCUGGGUGCUCAGAAGCAAGUGACUGGUAUCAUCACCCAGGGGGCUCGCGAUUUUGGCCACGUCCAAUAUGUGGCAGCCUAUAAAGUGGCCCACAGCAACGAUGGCCGGAACUGGACUGAGUAUAGGGACCCUGGGGCUGUCGACAGCAAGGUGUUCCCCGGAAACCUGGACAACUACGCCCACAAGAAGAACGUGUUUGAGACGCCCUUCCGGGCCCGCUAUGUGCGUGUCCUACCUGUGGCAUGGCACAACCGCAUCACGCUGCGCCUUGAGCUGCUGGGCUGCUAGAGCCAGGCUCGCUGGCCAGUGAAGGCCUAGGAGGAUUGCUGAGGCUAGGCCUGCCCACCUUGUCCUGCUGCCUCUUCAUGGGCCCUGUCCCACUGUGGUCCUGCUGCCCCCGUAGGGGAACUGGGGGUCAUAGGAAGUGCCCCCAGAGGUCCCCAGCUCUGCAGCCUCUGCUCCUACAUGUGAUGGCACCCAGCCCUAUCUGUCCCAUGUUCUUAGGAACUGGGGAAAAUGAGUAAUUCUGGGAUGGACAGGAAGGGCAGACUGGCCAUGGGUCACCUGCCCCUCUCCAACUCUGGGCUGACACCAAAGGGCCCCAUGGCUUCCUGAGCCCAGUUCCUGCACACCACAUCCCAGACACCCUGGUCACAGCCUCAUCCUCUUGUCCCCUGAAUACUGUCCCGACCCUUGUCCAGGGUCUGCAGAUUCAGGGAAAAGAAGAGCUGGGUGAGCAAGGGGUGGGCUCUGCUGACUUCACCCAGAACACUCAGGCAGCUUCCAAAUACACUCAUGUCUUCACUAG